This is a messenger RNA of Arctia plantaginis, 843 nucleotides long. NCBI's taxonomy places the organism in Eukaryota, Metazoa, Arthropoda, Insecta, Lepidoptera, Erebidae. The record is from the annotation of a GenBank genome assembly.
AUGGGCAGACGACGGGUUAAUGCGGUACCUCCCCCAUACCUGCCAUGGGUCGACCGGCGGACGCCGCGCGCGACGGACGUUGCGCCAUGUGACGCGCUGCCGGCGCAGGCCGCCAUGACCGAGGGGGCGGCCAGGCCACGGCCGCCGCCGCCCCGUAAGCCUAACUCGCUAGCGCUAGCCUGGCCGCGCUGGGACGAUCCGCCACCGCCCGCGCCCGACUCUCGCCAACAACCGCAGCACCUUAAAGACUUCGAUGGUUUCAGUCCGUAUACCCCACCGAACCCGAUACACGGCGAACGGCGGCCGCGUCGUCCGACCAGUGCGAUAUCACCGCGACCCGUGGUAAACCAGCUUGCUAGACGGCCACACUCCAUCGGCGCCGUUGACGAUGAGUGGGGACCUGUGCCGAUUCUGGCGCCGGUGCCACGUCGACCGCGACCUGGGGUACCGCCGCCGGGCAUGGCCACGCUUCCGCGUGCUUCCCUUCUACCGUCCUCGAGAAGUGAUUACCAGUUGCAAAGGCCGGCGAUUAUGACGAACGGUUACGGCGCGGUGCCACCGUCCACGUCGCGCCGUUUGUCGCUACCGGGUGGUGUUAAUAAUCCGCCGAAGACUUCAGCGACCUUUCAUGGUUUAUCUGGGCUUGUCGGGCCGUACCCGACUUUGGGUACCCCCGGAACCCCAAGCACACCCGCAGCUGUGCGAGAAGCGGUUCGACAUCUCCUUAUGCAGCCUCGAAAUGGUUUCCCGAUCAUGGAUCAAAAGUUGUCCCUGUUUAUCGAGAUCCUUGACGCCCAGGAGCGCUUCUCACAGGUAUGCCAGGCAAGUGUUGCAAUCUGUUGA